Penicillium griseofulvum is the source of this 333-nucleotide messenger RNA. RefSeq lists its product as uncharacterized. NCBI's taxonomy places the organism in Eukaryota, Fungi, Ascomycota, Eurotiomycetes, Eurotiales, Aspergillaceae. The record is from RefSeq and is a predicted model, not a curated record. The coding region runs from base 1 to 333 and encodes 110 amino acids. The transcript has 2 exons.
AUGGGAAAUCCCAAACUAUACGUUGUGUUUUAUCGCCCUCGCUACGGCAAUUACCAUCAUUGGGCUUUGUACGUCGAUGAUGAAGACGUGCCAAUGAUCUUUGAAGUCAUUGGACAACAUCCGAAUUUCAUGCGCAAUGUUGUGAAGGCCAAGGCUGAAAAGUCUAAGAGCUUUCUAGGCAAGGAAUACGUUGGGACGGUGGAAUGGGACUGCCAGGACUACGUGCUUGAGAUCCUUGAUAAGCUGGAGGAUGAGUUUGUUCUGGAGGAGGACGAUGAAGAUUAUCGUGAAGCGCGAAGAGUUUUGAAGGAGAAAAAGGGUGCAAUUAUCUGA